UACAACUUAAAAAUGACAUCAUGGGUCCGAUAAUCCAUGUUGGCAAUUUAUUUCUCAAGAGCCGACCAAUCAGAUGCCUCUCUGGAUGCAUGAUGUCCCAACCUCUAAAUCUGCUCAUCCUGGUAUCAUGGGAGUAUGUCACUGCAUGUCAGCAGAAAAUCUGAGAGUCUCAAGAACAAGCAAACGAGUCCCGCCAUACAAUACAAGUGAGCAAGUCCCUAUAAGCUCAACAGAGCUCGGUGGAAGUGGCUGCCACCGCUAAUCAACAAACCCAAACCCUCUUCCAGUCUAGAACUGUAACACCUUACGUUUCCUUGCUGUUGAAGUAUACUUGGAGGCAGACAGAGGUUGAGAUCAGAAUCGGGAUCCAAUUUCAACAUGUCAAGUCAAGUUGGGAAGACUACAAGACUCGGAACGGAAGCUGCUGACAGAAAGUGGUGUGUUGACUCCCGGUGGCCGCUGGAGCCGUUGAAUUCGAUGCUGGUCUCAAGAGAUGUUGGCGACUAUGGUGAGGUCAUUCCGCUGGAUGAAGCUCGGCUUCAGUUGGUAAAAUACCGGGGGUUCGCGUUGUGAAGAUAGAGUAGGCCAUGUGCGAAAUCGCAGGGGGCCCACUGCGAGUUCGGGACAUAAUUAUGUCUCGAGGGGCUCGUUUGAUGGAUUUUCAUUCCUUGUUGAUACUGUCUGGGACCAUUUUGACUUGUUUGGUCGUUGAUUCACAAGUUCAUGGAUUGUCUCCCGAUGGAAUGGCAUUGCUGGAAAUCAAGAGCACCUUGGUUGAUGAAACGGGAAUUCUGAGCAGUUGGAUCGCCACAGACGAGACACCUUGCGGUUGGUAUGGGGUGGCAUGCCUUCCUGACGGCCGUUCCGUCCGUUACCUCAACCUCAGUGCGCAUUAUGACGAUCUAUCAGGAACACUUUCUCCGAGCAUUGGCAAGCUGGCCAGUCUGCAGGACCUCGAUAUGUCUUACAACAAUUUCAGUGGCCCUCUCCCCAGUGAAGUCGGCAAUUGUUCGGAGCUGCGCUAUAUUGACUUCGGCCACAAUCAACUCAUCUCAGGAACCAUUCCCCCGGAAUUUGGGAAGCUUUCGAAAUUGCUGUAUCUAAGUCUCCCCCAGUUGCAGCUCACAGGACCUAUACCAGAAGAAAUUGGCAGCCUGACCAGGCUGCAAAACCUGUAUCUGCACUCGAACAACCUCACAGGACCUAUCCCCUCAACUUUCGGAGCUCUGCAAAGCCUCAGUGUCAUGUGGUUGUGGAACAAUUCUAUCUCAGGGGUUAUACCUCCUUCAAUGGGCAGCUGCAAAAAUCUGUCCGUCUUGGACUUGAAAGAUUUGAAGCUAGAAGGAUCAAUUCCUACAACAUUUGGGCAUCUGGAGAAGUUGGAGUACAUUGACCUCACCAAUAAUCUCCUCACAGGUCCAAUUCCGCCGGAUCUGGGAAACUGCACGAGCCUCACUAGCAUUUACUUCGGGUAUAAUAUGUUGAAUGGCAGCAUACCCGGGGAGCUGGGAAAACUUACGAACGUGAUCACGAUGUACUUGAUGGGCAACCAGCUCAGUGGGGAAAUUCCACCGACUCUGGGAAACAUGUCCAGUCUCUCAGAUGUGAGUUUCUUAAAAAAUCAGCUUCGAGGGGAAAUACCAGCGGCAUUUGGAUCCUUGACAAACCUUGCCUACCUGGAAUUGGACCAAAAUAGUCUGACUGGAAGCAUCCCUGUCGAACUAUUCGACUGCACAAAUUUGAUCUUGCUUUCCCUUAGAGUUAACGAUCUGUAUGGGACUCUUCCUCCUCAAGUUGGAAAGUUGCAGAUGUUGUCCGAUCUCCUGAUAGGGACUAACAAUCUCACAGGCUCCAUUCCUUCCACGAUUGGUAACUGCUCAUCACUGCAGACACUAAGCGUUUUCGACAACUGGCUAGUCGGCAGCAUCCCACCGGAGCUGGCUAGCCUUCCUCAGCUGAUGGAACUGCGAUUAUUUGGAAACUUUCUCACAGGACCCAUUCCAGCCGAGCUUGGGCUUCACAGCAAUCUGACACUGUUAGAUGUUCACGACAACGAGCUGAAUGGCAGCAUUCCAGCAGGACUCUGCAAUUCUGGCGGCCUAAAGCUCCUGGUACUGUACAACAAUCAUCUCGAGGGUGAAAUCCCCACCGAGCUGGCCAUGUGCAGAAGCCUUCAGCGCCUGCGCAUGGACAACAAUCAUAUCACGGGGUCCAUACCCGGACAAUUUGGGCAGAACACAGCACUCUAUCGCCUCCAGGCAGACUCCAACGACUUGACUGGCAGCAUACCUUCAGAGCUUGGGUCGUGUACAAAUCUUACUGCUCUCCUCCUUUCCAACAACAGACUCAACGGGACCAUUCCCUCCAGUCUGGGCCUUCUUCCUCUCCUGUACAGUCUGAAUCUGUCCUCAAAUCAGUUGACUGGCUUCAUACCAGCCGAGAUCGGCAAACUUACGAAUCUGUCAGAGCUGGAUCUCGGCUCGAACCAGCUGAGUGGAGUAGUUCCGCAGGCGUUGUCCAAUCUUUCGGCUCUGACCUCUCUGAACUUGAAUGACAACCAGCUGACAGGGCUCGCUGACUCGUGGAGUUCUUUCGAGAAUCUCCAGUCGCUUCAGCUGGCAGGGAACAGGUUCACAGGGCCAAUCCCCGCCAACAUCGGCCAGCUUACUUCUCUGCAGAUACUUCUAGACCUGAGCAGAAAUAAAUUUUCCGGCCAGAUUCCUCCCCAGCUGAGCAACUUGAUGCAACUGCAAAGCAUGGACCUCUCGCAGAACAACUUAUCGGGAGAAAUUCCAGCGAUUUUGGACAAGAUGGAGUCUCUGCUUGCUGUUAAUAUCUCGUACAACAAUCUGGUCGGUCCUCUGCCACCCUCUUGGUCCAAGAUCAUGACCUCAGAAUCAGUUCUGGGCAACCCGAGGUUGUGCUCCAUCGUCCAAGGUUGCGCUCCGGGUCCACAAUCACAGAGUCCGAGUGACGGUGAUAGAAGCUGGUUCUCCCAGCCGGCGUUUGUUGCUUCGGUAGCAUCGGCUUCCGUCCUGGCUCUGGCUCUGAUAAUUAUUGGGAUCGUCGCAUGCCGUCGACGAGGGAGGACAUAUGAGGACAGCGAUCAGUCGGUUGGGAAAUUGGAAAUCUGGUCCAGAGAUUUCAGGUACAAGGACUUGACCUUUCGAGAAAUACAGGAGGCAACUGUGGGCAUGGAAAAUGCGCACAUUGUGAGCAAAGGCAGCGCCAGCACGGUGUACAAGGCUCUCUUGAAAUCAGGCCUGGUGUUGGCGAUAAAAGUGCUCGAUGAAGAACUGGAUGGUGGCUUGGAGAGAGCGUACAAGAUGGAGAUCGAGACAAUUGGUAAGGUCAAGCAUCGCAGUCUCGUGAAGCUGAUUGGGUUCUGCAAAUGGAAGAAGCUCAAGUUCGUCAUACUCGAGUUCUACUACAACGGUAGCUUGCAUGACGUGCUUCACAAAAACAAUGGCAAGGGGCUGCAAGAUUGGGACUCCAGAUUUAAGGUAGCUCUGGGCAUAGCUCAAGGACUGGAGUAUCUGCACCACGACUGCAAUCCCCCCAUCCUACAUCGUGACAUCAAGUCUUCGAACAUCUUACUGGAUGAUGAGUUCGAGGCUCACAUCGCAGACUUCGGUGCUGCCAAACUUCGAGACCUUUCCAAGCCCAAUGCCUAUGCAUCUACCUUCGUAGGUACAUACGGAUAUAUUGCGCCAGAGUAUGGGCUGCACCUGCAGCUGAGUGAAAAAGUGGAUGUCUACGGAUUUGGAGUUGUGCUGCUAGAGCUGCUUACCGGAAAGGAUCCACUAGACUCCUCAUUCCCAGAUGGAACGACUAUAGUGACCUGGGUGACGAGCUAUAGCAGUGAGGAGAAAAUUCUAAGCGAGGUGCUGUGUAAGCAGCUGCUCGAUUUCGGAAAUUGUCUUGUGGUGAGAGAGAUGAUUUUAGUUUUAAAAAUAGCAAUAUUUUGUGUCAAUCAGUUGCCCAAAGAAAGACCGACGAUGAGAGAAGUAGUGUCUAUGCUGAAACAAGCUAGGGAGCCACGGGAAAAAUCUUUGACUGAGAAGGUCCAUGCUGAGGAGAAAGGUGCUUCUUCAAGCCAAGAAGCAAUUGAGAUCGAGACUUCCGAUGAGACCAUCAAUUAUUGAUUUUGAAUCCAUAACCUCGUUAGGAAUUUAUCGCUGCGCCAUGGAAUCUUGUUCAAAAUUUGUAUUAUAAUGUCAUCACCAUGCCAGUUCCAACAGUACAUAAUCUCGUCCAUUUCAUCUCAAGGAUCCUUUGAUAACGUCACAAGAUCAACUGAAUUCGUUAUCUUAGUUGCAACUUGACAAAACACUGCAAAUUUUGUGUACUGUAGUUGUAGAUAGGACUAGUCACUCCACUCCUUGAUUGUUCUCUACUGUACAGCCUUUUGCAAGGGCGUUCCCUUGGUUUCUGUCAUUCGUCACUCUGUAGCAACGUGUCUCUGCAUCGAAAAAAGAAUUACAUCAUUGGAGUAAAGGUGAAUCUCACUUGUG
Molecule: messenger RNA, 4514 nt
Organism: Marchantia polymorpha subsp. ruderalis
Lineage: Eukaryota; Viridiplantae; Streptophyta; Marchantiopsida; Marchantiales; Marchantiaceae
Source: the annotation of a GenBank genome assembly